GUUGUAUUAAGGGGCUGCUGUUGUUGUUUGUGUCAUCGGGACAGACAACAGCUGAUCGAUCAGCAGCAGCUUCCGAUCACCGAUCAAUAACUGCUGUCACCGAUAAACACGAGCGCUGCUCUGACGUCUCCUUCUGCACGUGACGACACGACCGAGCGCUGAACGAGGCUGUGACGUAACAGCCGCAGAGACCGUCUAUUGGCGGAGAGGCGUCACUCUGAUCAGGAUCGAUCAGUAACGGUCACCUGCAGAAACACACCGGGACUCACGGAGCUCACACCGACCGACAGACCGACCCCCUGCCCGGCUCCGGGACACCGACCCCCCGCUGCGCCGCUCCGCUGCAAGCCCCUCUGCUGCUGAUCGCACCCGAUCGAUCGAUACCGGGACCGAUCGACUCUGAUGUCCGCGGUGGAUCAGAACCGGCGCGUGGCCUGCGGCGGGAUCAGAGGCACCGGAGCAGCGAAUGAUGACAUCAGCGUGUGAAAGUCCCGAUCCUCCGCGCGCGAGCUGAUCGAUAAGUUAUCAGGUGUUCCAGUGCUCCCAGUGCUCCCAGUCCUGUCCAGGAUGCUGCCGGCCUCCAUCCAGAUCACGGGGGAGAUGCUCUCGGCGGCCGAGGUUCAGGACAUCUGUGAGAGCCUGAAGGAGGACAGCGUCCGGCUGCUGUCCGUCCGCGGCUGCCAGCUCUCGGACCGCGACUUCGCACGCGUCUGCCGCAGCGUUGCAGAGUCACACUCGCUCGCUCAGCUCAACCUCAACCUGGGCGUCGUCUCCAGCAUCAGCCGGACACGACACCUGGCCGACGCCCUGAAGACCAACCGGUCCCUGCAGACCCUGUUUCUCCAUGGCAGCCCGCUGUUGGACGCUGGCCUGGUGACCUUGAACUUGGCCCUGUCGACCCACCCGGCGCUGGUCUGUCUGGAUCUGGGAGACUGCAUGCUGGGAGACGAGGCUCUGGGUCUGAUCUGUGGGAUGCUGCCACCCGACGGAGCAAAGUCAGGUCUGAGGGAGCUCACUCUGAGUGCUAACCCAGGAAUCAGCUCCAAAGGCUGGGCUCGACUCGCCAUCGCUGUGGCUCACAGCUCCCAGCUCCGAGUGCUCAACCUGGACUACAACCCGCUGGGUGAUCAGAUCGCCGGGAUGCUGGCUGUUGCCGUGGCGUCCAGCAGAACCCUGGAGGUGCUGGACCUGGAAGGAACUGGACUGACCAACCAAUCAGCACAGGUGUUCUUGGACAUGGUGGAGAACUACCCGACCAGUCUGCGGGUUCUGGUCCUGGCGGAGAACGACAUCAGUCCGGAGCUGCAGCAGCAGAUCUGUGACCUGCUGUCUGAAGGAGAGGACGACGACGACAGAGAGGCCACGCCCCUCCAGUCAGGCCCCGCCCCCAGCAGCGCCCUGCUGCCAAUCAGAGACAAGUACCAGCCAAUCAGAGACAAGUACCAGCCCCCCGCCUGGCUCCCCCACAGCAACUCCAGCCCCCAGAUGGUCUUGCUGACAUCAGGUCUAGGUGAGAGCUUAUUGGCUGAGACUGAGAUGUGACCCCUCCCACAAACACACCCACUUCCUGUUAAACUAUUUUAACUUUAUUCUCUUUUUAGUUUUUUGGUUUGAAUGUUCCUGGUUUGUUUCUCUGCACUGCACAUCUCUGGGUUGUCCGAUCACCUGAUGGCUUGCAGCCAAUCACAUGCUCUGCAUGGUUUGAUGUAGCACCUGUACAUAGACUUUAACAGAGUGAGAGGCGGCACAAAACCUUAACACACCAAGUGACUUACAGACAGGUGUUUGUUCAGCAGGUGUGUUUCUGAUGAAUGUACGUUCUGCUCUGUUGGUUUGUUCUGCUGCUCUGAUGUCACAAUAAUAAAAUUGUUUACAGCUUCGUAAGAA
This is a messenger RNA of Siniperca chuatsi (mandarin fish), 1887 nucleotides long. It is a transcript of the gene lrrc73, whose product is annotated as leucine rich repeat containing 73. Bases 568 to 1542 code for a protein of 324 amino acids. Gene Ontology annotation, molecular function: protein binding. The record is from RefSeq and is a predicted model, not a curated record. NCBI's taxonomy places the organism in Eukaryota, Metazoa, Chordata, Actinopteri, Centrarchiformes, Sinipercidae. The transcript is spliced from 8 exons.